This is a messenger RNA of Orbicella faveolata, 4527 nucleotides long. RefSeq lists its product as uncharacterized. Lineage: Eukaryota; Metazoa; Cnidaria; Anthozoa; Scleractinia; Merulinidae. The record is from RefSeq and is a predicted model, not a curated record.
GUUCUGCUGCGUAGAAUACCCUCUUGUCGGAUACUCGUGAAUUUUAAGUGCUGCUUAAUGCAGCGAAAAAUAUUCCCAACAUUUGGAAACCACAAAAUCUCUUAUAUUCGACAAAAGAGGAAAUUAUGUGGUAGCAUGCAUGCCGUAUCAAUGGGAAUAACAAAAAAGCCCGCUUAAUUUAGUAUCUGCUUAAUUUAGUGUCUGCAACUGAAAACAAAAAUUUAAGAUAUUUUCGCUAUUAUAGGUAAUGAUUAACAGAAAAAGAAAAACGUCGUGUCGACAAAUGUUAAGCGGUAUCAUAAAGCCUACAGUGAUAAUACAGUAAAGAUGGCAACACUGUGAUAAACCACAGGAAUGCACUUUCGCAGAAGCACCGACAGAAGAACAGUCACAUGACCUGAUAGUAGCCGUUCACGGAACGUUCAUAGUGGUUUUCGUUCAAUCCGGGGGGUCUCAAUAUGUGGUCUUCAGUUUAUAUUGAACCGUACAGGUGGCUGUAAGUUAAUCAGUAAAUUUCAAACCGAUCGAUCCGGUUGUUAUUGUUCAGUCAUAACACCUACAUAGAGAUAUCAGACUACUUUGCUUAGCAACCUCUUUGUUGAUUGCCGCCUGUUAAAUCAAAUUCCUGCUAUACAAUAUUCUUCAAUCCUUGCCUUUUUGUUCACCGGCUUCCUAUCUGAUAAGAGAAGAGACAAACCAAAAACUGUGUAUGUUUAGGAAAAAAACGGAAUAACGCGUAUUUGACUCCCUACACAUUCAGAAUCGUACAAAAUUUUUUAAUCAGCACUCAUUCACGUCCCCAGAGACACUUGCCUUUCUUAGUCGGCGGGGCCUGUGCACGAAGAGAACGUGGCUAUGCAGAUACAUGAUUUGGUAUUCAUAUGUUUUGAUCAACAAGCUUUACAUACAAGAUUUAUUUUCCCCAUUCGGUCCAAAUACAGAUAUUUUUAUAUCAAUUAUUUUUAAAAAAGAGAGGGGGGCCUGGCUACCUGAAAUGACUACAGACUUAAAGACGACAGGUAGUCAGUUUUACAAGUUUAGGUCUAUACACACAGGCAAGCACACACAUACGACACAGAACACACAGUGAACGAUAACCGUAACCAGAUUUCAGCUUUCAAAAGGUCUGUCAGUGCUGGUGAUGCAGCUCUGGGAACGAGGAUGGUCAGCACUGACGAUAACACGCAUGCUCUAGGAACGAGCUAGAUUGUACAUGUCUGCUUGUAUUGUUUAUGCCGGUACUUGUAAUUGAGAAAUAAAUUAUCUUUAUAACUUUGAUUGCAUUUUCUUAUAGCACCAAACGAGAGAGUGUGUCUAUGACAUAAAAGGGCCACCAACUUAACAUAGCUUAGCCUCUUCCACGCAUUCCGUUAGUUGGGACGCAGCACGGAAAACGGUGCGCGAAAAUAAUGUGAGUGAAGAGCAGCGAGGGAAGGUUCCUCGCAUCAAGCCCUUUGCUCUCUCCUUUUUUUCACGCACCGUUUAUCGCGCUGCGUCCCAGCUAGCGGCACGCCUAGAGGAGGCUCAUCUUAUAGCUUUGGUGCAAGUUUGGUGACAAGAUCAGGUCACCGUUAUUAUUACAACACUUUUCAGUCUGCAGUGUUGUUUUUGUAGAUGCCUCUUUUUUCCAGCCGGGUAACUCGCAUUAACCGAAUAAAUGAAAUAGGUGAUUACUUCUUUUUUAUACAUUAAGCAAAACGUCCCAAAAUUGAGAAGCUAUAAGCAUAUGUAAGUGGCAAUUACAUUCCUCGUUAUUAUAAAAUAUGUUUUGUUACUAAAUAAAUGUAGUUUGCUACUUCUAACUCUUCAGUACGCCAUUUAAGGAUUCAUACGAUGUGAUUUGUUUUUCUGACUUAUGAAACCGAACGCUUUUUUUUACAAUGGAAUCUAACAAGGCCAGCCAGUCUCACCCUGAAGUUUCAAUUGAAAAUCGGCGUCGUUCCACCCUGUUCUUGCGUGCUUAAACUGUCAUUAGUUUUGACAGCUCGUGCUACGUUUCUCGCUAAUUCCUCUAAUCCCCCUGCGUCCAACAGAGUUCACAGUAGAAGGUUAAGUGACUCAAUUUACUCCCACCGCCCGCUUUACUGAACUCUCAAAAUAAACUUUACAACUUUUCCUGAAACAGAAUCAAGUCCCGAAUCUUUCAAACGUAAACCACGCGGAACGAAAUUGUUUCUUUAGUUUUGUUUGCGUUAUAAACUGUAACGUAAGAAUAGUAAACUUCUCCGUGUGGAAAACUGAAGUAUUUGUUUUUAGGGUGAGGACAAUCCACACGUGAUCUUAUUGCCAUAGGCGUGGAAUCUGUUUGAGGGUCUUCAUAGCUUUGUACACGCCCCAGAGAAGUCACGUUUCCUGACCAAACAGGUGUCGUGAGACAUUUAUCACAACUCAGCUGAUUAACAGUAAAGGUUCACUUUAACAUCGCUAAAAUUUCCAGAACCGUGUCUACUAGAUUUCCUGUGAGAAGUUGUCCAUCGCAGGUUGACUUGACUGUUUACUUGAGAUUCGUGUGGAAUCUUUCCAACGCUCGCUGAUUUACAUGAAUUUUUAAACACUCAGUUGUUAAAACAACUUUCCUUGCUGGUUAUGUCUUUAGUUAAAAUAUCAUCACAGCCAGGGAAACAGCGCAACGCAAACGGAGUUUAUCUCGUUCUAGACUCACUUAUUCGUGAAAACAUGCUUCGGAGAUUGUUCAGCUUUCGCAAACCAAAACAAGAGGAGAAGGACAACUUUGACAUCAUUCAGAAAGAAAAUGUUGACCCAAACUCUCAGAAGAAAGUGGUGGGAACAGACCAGCAACAAUCGAACAUUUUCAAAGCUGAGCCAGAAAUGACGACGACCAAGAUGGAAUCAAGAGAGUGUACAGAAACCCAACCAAAUCAUGAUUUGGUCGACAACAAAAUCGUAGAGAAGGACGUGGACCAACACCAGCUAAUCCCUGAAUCAUGUUUAGCACUGGAAUCCUCAACCCUCUCAGAUACAGAAAGUGACACAAAGGACUGCGAUACUGUCAAAGACGAUGUCUCUGUUUCUGAUGAGUCUGAACGCUGUGAAAGCUCAACGUCAGCAGAUGAUAAAGAAGAGAGCGGUAUCGAACAAGACUUUGAUCCAUCAACUGUGGAAGAAGGUUCCAAUUCGAAAACGGACGAAUCCACAACAGAACUUAGAAAGGAGCCUUCUAAGACAGAGAAAGCUCCUGAGAUGCCACCAGUGCCACUGAUUCCCAUAAACCUAAAGUCGCAUCUAAAACGAAACGAUCGAAUCAAGACAUUUACCCGAAUAUCGAAAAGAAUACCGGGCACGGUAGAACAAAGCGAAAGAAGCCCUGACAGCUCCCCUGAAAAGUGUGCCAGUUUUGUCCCGUCAAAUAGUAUCAAGAAACAGUUUUCGCCGUACAGAGCGCAAUAUUCUCGAGGAUUCAUUGGUACACCUUCAAGACAGCCCCGUCGCAAGAAGGUCCCUGAAAUGUUUGGAGACAUAAUCAUAAAAGAUCGCAUUGGAGGGAGGUCUCAAAUUCAGUCCCCUGCAAGGAAGGGCAUUUUGAAAUAUCCCAACAGCUCCAGAUCUGCAGCUAUGGGGGUUAAGUAUGCGACCACACCAAAAAAGAGCAAAGUUACAUCUUCCAAAGGAAAGAAAAUACCUGCUGCAUCUUCGUCAGAUAGUGGACUCAGUGACGGCGAAGGUUCCAGCGGUGAAGAGCAAAAGCGCAUGCCUGUUAAAAAGAUCUUCAGUGACCAGCAAGCAUUGCGAAAGAGAAUAGAUGAUUUGAAUGGAAUGUUGAAAACAAUGGAACAACAGAGGUCUGAACUACAGGUCGUGCUACAGAUAAUCAAGGACUGGUCCGAGGAUUUACGUACGGUAAAUAGAACCAACUUGGGUGUCCCGUAUAUACGAGCUGUCAAGCAGUUACUUGCAAAACAGCGCGGUGCAUUGAGCAAUAGAAAGAGCGACUUCAACAAGAGAGUAUCGAACCUGAAAGAAGCUGAAGUUCCUUUCAGUGAAGAGUUUGGUAAUCUAAUUCAACAGCUGCGUAAAGAAGUCACUUAUGUGGUUAGGGAUCAGAGAAAAUACAGUGCAAGAAGUGUGGAGAAUAUUCGACAGCUUCAAGGAAGACUUAUUGGGACUUGUUCGGCUAUUCUUGCAGUUUUUUAUGAAGAAUAGCGACUUGUUUGUUUUUAAUAAUCGCCAACCUAAGGCAGGUUUAAUGACAAGAUUUAAAUUUUUCUCGACUGACAUAGCAAUAUUGUUUCUUUUAGUCGUUCCUAUUCCAAUAAAAAAUCGUCUCAUUCAAAAGUUAAAACUGUAAAUAAUUCCGCUUGAAAACACACUUUGUUGAUUUAACUUUUUUAUAAAUACUUUCACACGUACACACUUUACGAUUUCAAUUUUCAGACAAAAUUAGUUCAGUUGUGGAGUAAUCCGCGGAUAGCAUACUUGUUCAUUGUUGUAACUAAGUCACACUCCAUCAAACAGUAACAAAAUUUUUUAUUUUAAUAAGUACUGCUUCAAUAAAAUGAUUGAAAAGUA